Molecule: messenger RNA, 1098 nt
Organism: Dracunculus medinensis (Guinea worm)
Lineage: Eukaryota; Metazoa; Nematoda; Chromadorea; Rhabditida; Dracunculidae
Source: the annotation of a GenBank genome assembly
AUGAAUGAAAUCGAGGCGAAUAAUAGUCGUGUAAAUUCAAAUACUUCGUUAAGUGCGUCGAAUCGUUCGAAUAAAAUUUUUUUAUUAUCAAAUGCUGAGAUGAAAUCGAAUGCUUCUAUUUAUCAACGUCAAAUUCAUCAUUCGAACUUUAAAUCAAUUGAGUCUGAAGAAGAAAGCGAUGAAUUAGUUGACAAAAACGUACGUGACGAUGAUCCGAUUGAUGAUGGAAUUGACGCAUUGACCAAUGUUCUUUCGAAUUCACUGAAAAAGAUUAAAAAUUUACUCGGUUUUUCUCCACCUUGUUUGAAUGGUGGAACGAAAACGUUAGAAGGCCGAUGUAUUUGCCGAAAAUAUUUCGAAGGAGAACUUUGCGAAAAAAUCAUUUGUGUCAAUAAUGGUACUGUUGUCUCCACGGGAAUUCCGAAUGAAUAUAACUGCAAAUGUCCUCAUCCAGAUUAUAUUUAUGGCCUGCAUUGUGAAUCGAUAAAAUGUAUGAAUGGUGGAAAACCACUAGAUAAUGGUCAUUGUAAAUGUUUGCACUACUGGUAUUCGGGACAGUUCUGCCAGAAUUACACGGCCUCUUGGAGUAUGGCUCUGGGUAUUCCAUUAAUUUGUGUAUUAGCUAUUGUGAUUUGUUGCAUUGUUUGUCGAUUAGAUCUUUGUCCUUCGAAACCGAGGCGUCAGAGAAGACGACAUCGAUUAUCUCACCAGACUCAAGUUCAGAGGCGGCAGCAUCAAUUAGGAGACCACCGUAGAGCAAGUCCCAGGAGAAUGGGGCAACAGAUAACGGAAAAUUUAAUAAAUGGUGAUAAUCGGGAUUUUACCAUUCAGGAUAAUUUAAAUCAUGGACCAUCUUAUGUAAUUCGUUUGGACACAAUACCUGUAUUCAAUCCUCAUAUGAUUAAUGGAGUUGAUUACGAUAUGAAGCCAAUAAAUCCACCACCUUCAUAUGAGCAAGCGAUUAUGUCGUGCCAACAGGAUGGUAUUCAAAUGGAUAUUCAUCAUCAAAAUUUCACUGAUAUAUCACCACCUGCUUAUACUCCUUGUGUUUCUCAAUCUCUUCAACUUCAGUUUAGGUCAUCGAAUAUUCCCGAUUAA